GUUUAAAUGCUCAUCAGCAGAACUUUAUAUUUACCUUCCAGCACAACACGAAGCUCUGAAAGCUUUUCCUUACAAGCCACAAUGUUACCUUUUUUAGCUCCCCCUCUGUAACUCCAGGGAACGGAAGAGAAAGAAUCUACGAAAAAGUUUGCUAUAAAUGACAGCUACUGAGAUUGAUAGAAUCAAAUCAUAUAAAAUCAGCCAUAUAUAUAAUUGUUAACAGUCUCCCCUGUAAAAUGCAGGCAUUAUGUCGAAAAGUGACAGCGAGGGUCUUAUCUCAGGACGGCCCAUCCUUCAAGCAGAGGGCCAAUUUGUGGCGUGUCAUUUCAGCCCCUCUGAGUAUGUACCUUGCAGAAAAAUUAGAAGAAAGGAAUUGAAGGAGAUUCUUCGAAGGGCAGCAGACAAGCAAGACAAUUAUGAGAGAGAAAAUACCCCCAGAAAAGAUGAAUUUGAAAUGAUAUCUCUGAGUGAUAGCGGUACCGUGGUGGAGUCAUGCCUAAAAUACGCUGCUAACAAGACAACUAUAACUAUGAAUGACGAAGAUGAAAAACAACAACAAAAACAGCACCAGCACCAACAACAACAAAAACAGCAGCAGCAACAACAACAACAACAACAAAAGGAACAGGAACAACAACAGCGCUUCUCUGAACUGUUACACUGGAUUAGUCAAGAGGGCGAAGAAUUCGUCCACAUCGACUCGUUCUCAGAUCUCAAAGAUGUUUUUACAUUACUUGAUGUCGUCGGAAAAUCUCCUAAUCCUGUAUUAACGACAAUAUUGAUUCGUGAAAACGAACCGAGCCUUGUUAAUGUAUCUCUAUCAAGCGUAAAAGUUGACGUGCAAUGUUCACUGUUCUGUAUGUUUCAAGCGUCAGCUGAAGCGUAGAACGGCUUCAGCAAUUUAUGAUCAGUUUUACCUGUCAAGUUCUCAGGCGUGAACGUUUGGUUGGAGCUCGCUGCGCGCGGGAUUGUGAGCUAGCUGCCCUCGGAAAACCAUCAACCCCCGCGCUCCCUGUUUUUAUCCUUUUUGCGAAAAUGGGUUGGUGACGAGAGAGCCUUUUACAACAUGCAUGGAACACUAAACUGCUCCUGAUUUGGAUCCGGUUAUAAGAGGUUGUCUUCUGCGAGUUGUGAGACUCAAGCAACAACAAGAAGAAAAUCUGAAAAAUUACGACAGCAAAGUUCACGUGAAUGAAGUCACGUGAAAUCACGCGCGCGAACAAAACACAGAAUUCAGAACACGAAAAGUUUGAACACUGGCGCUCUCACAUUGAUACCAGAGGGCAAAAGGAAACGUGUUCGACCGCGGAAGACAUGGAGGAGGCUGUGGAAAGGAAGCGUAAGGAUAAAUGACUCCGAGACAGAGGUGGCAUUGGCUGCAGAGGACAGGGUAGCCUGGAGGCAGAGAGCCUACAGCCUAACUCUCUUCUAGGAGAACGGACAAACGGUGAUGAUGAUGACGACGAAGAUGAUGAUAAUGAUGAUAAUGAAAUGUGAACUCAAAAGGUUUUAGAAUCCAUAUUGGUGGGUGGUUCAAAUUUAAUCCUAAAGGGUAUAAACAAAGGAAAUUAUAAAAUCUUUUACUGAAAAGCAAUAACUGAAACUGGCCUUCCAAAAGCCGCGUCCCAGCCAAAAGCUUUCAAGAAAAUGUCUUGAACACGAAGUCCUGUUUAUUUGCAUACUUAUUUUAAAGACAUUUUCUUGAAAGUUUUUGAGAAUGCUACUCGUAAUAAAGCAUCAGCAUACAUUCAGUUAUAGAUCGAUGGAUAGAUUUGUCUAUUUCACAAACUGGAACUUUCCUCGAUAAGUGUUUAUCUUUUUAUCCAUUUCUUUCGUUUUGAUACAAAAAUCCCCUUCUUCGAUCGUUUACUUGAAGCCCUCUCUAUAGCCCCAGCUGCUUCAUAAAAGCUCAUAAACAAAUGCCUUAUGGUUUCCCUUCACUUCAGACUUGAAAAGCGUUUUCGUCUGUAAUGUAUAGUGAUUUGUCCAAGCUGGAGAGCUCUUGGCUUGAAUUUUACAGUAAUUCUUUCUAUAUGAUG
Messenger RNA from Orbicella faveolata, 2039 nucleotides. RefSeq lists its product as uncharacterized. The record is from RefSeq and is a predicted model, not a curated record. Lineage: Eukaryota; Metazoa; Cnidaria; Anthozoa; Scleractinia; Merulinidae.